Messenger RNA from Cyclocybe aegerita, 639 nucleotides. NCBI's taxonomy places the organism in Eukaryota, Fungi, Basidiomycota, Agaricomycetes, Agaricales, Hemipholiotaceae. The record is from the annotation of a GenBank genome assembly.
AUGACCGAGUACGACUACUCCCCAGAGGCUUACCAGCGCUAUCUCGCCACCCAGACCCGCAUCGCAAACUGGGUCGACAAGACAGAGCAGCACCGCCCUCAGUUCCAGCACGCUGUCCCCGCUGCUCCCAUAGCCGACGCGCCUCUCGAGCCCUCGUCCUCGUCCCAUAGCAGGCAAAGACGCCACCACCACCCCGGCCAAUCCCAGCCACGCCAACUCUUCAUCCACGUCCCUGCUCCUGGGUCAGACUCGUCGGACGACUAUGCCGACGGUCCUGGUCCCAUGCCACUCUCCGCACCAGCGAUGAUGUACUCUGGACCGUCCCAGCAGCCAAUGUUCCAACCCAUGGUCGCGCCGAUGGGUGGCCAGCCCAUGCUCACCCCACCGCCCAUGAUGAUGCCUCCGACAUUCGCUAUCCCUCCACACAGGUCAUCGCACCACCACCGCUCCCACUCGCGUGCACGUUCGCGGCAUCACUCCCCAGGGUAUUACAGCAUGGCCUCACCCCCCGUGUCCCCAGGAUAUCAAUACGCCUUCCCUGGUGCCCCAAUGGCAGGAGGUCAUCCAGGCUACAUCAUGAUGCCACCCCAACACCACCGCGCCCAGCAAGUGCCCAUGAUGUUCCUCCCUCCGUGCUGA